This is a messenger RNA of Platichthys flesus (European flounder), 6229 nucleotides long. RefSeq names its product muscleblind-like splicing regulator 2 (gene mbnl2). The record is from RefSeq and is a predicted model, not a curated record. The transcript has 11 exons. Gene Ontology annotation, molecular function: metal ion binding. The coding region runs from base 970 to 2190 and encodes 406 amino acids. Lineage: Eukaryota; Metazoa; Chordata; Actinopteri; Pleuronectiformes; Pleuronectidae.
GAUAGUUGGAGUAGACACUCUUCUGCUUCCUGCCUCGCUCGCAUGCUCCGUGGCUGUGUGAGAGAGAGAGAGAGAGAGCUACAGAGAGAAAACCCCUGUCUAGGCAUGGACCUCCGGCUGCAGCACUCGGCAGCUCGCGAGGAAUGACAACACUUCACAUGGUCAUUAACUCCAGUCACUGAGGCUGAAGGGGAAAGCUGUAUCGUGGCUCAGUGUCACCCGAAGCACCAGGUGCCUUCCACGCUUGGGACAGAGGCAGAGCUGCGGGACCCGGUGAAAUGAGAUCACUGACGGAAAGUGCCUUGUGAGACAACUUCCCUACUUCAAGAACCCUGGGUGUUUCUGACGGGCUUCAGAUUUCUCCUCCUGCAGUCGAGACAGGAUUUAGCUCAGCCCCAUUAACACCCCCGGACCCCUUUGGGUUGUCCUUACCUGUCCUACCCACUCGGGUGACGAGGAGGACCUGCUGCGCUGCGGUGCCAAGGUGCCAAAACUCAGAGAGAGUAGGUACUGAAGGCUUUUAAACAAUAGAUCGCCGCAAACUGUGUGUUGUUCCAAACUGUGCCAUCGCACCUCAAAAUAGCCCCACUUUUGCUCCCUAACAUCCACCCUUGCACAGAUAUCAUCAGUCAUAGGAACGACAUUUUGGGGACAUCCGUACAGCCAGCAGAGAUUGUCUCCGAGCAUGCCCCCUCUGUCUUGUCAGAGGUCCGCACUUGAGACUUACUGAUUGAUGAACAAUUAGCUGUUUGACUGACAGACUCUACAAUAGCAGCGAAGUCCCAGUCCUGUCCCGUCCACAAGGACACACUUCAUCCACUGACCUGCAGAAGAUCAUUUAUAGCUACAUGUUCAGGUAGUUUUUUAGUUGCCGUUUGUUUUAUUUAUUUUUUUAUUGGAGCACCGAAGCCACCUCCUCCUCCGAGGAUAACUCCGCUCCACCCCGGCUCCACCACCAGCGCCGCUGACAUGGCUCUGAACAUUGCGUCGAUACGGGACACAAAAUGGCUGACACUGGAAGUGUGCCGGCAGUUUCAGAGAGGGACGUGUUCACGCAGCGAUGAGGAGUGCAAAUUCGCCCACCCGCCCAAGAGCUGCCAGGUGGAGAAUGGGAGGGUGAUCGCCUGUUUUGAUUCGUUAAAGGGCCGCUGCACGCGAGAGAACUGCAAAUACCUCCACCCGCCUGCUCACCUGAAGACCCAGCUGGAGAUCAACGGGCGCAACAACCUGAUCCAGCAGAAGACGGCGGCUGCCAUGUUGGCUCAGCAGAUGCAGUUCAUGAUCCCCGGCACCACCAUGCAUCCUGUGGGGGUUGAUCAAGAUGCUUUGGCGUCACUUUUGAGGAGCAGUCAUGUCGACCAUCUUUAUUUACAGUCAAUGCAGGCGUUUCCUGUCAACCAGGGCCUGGGCUCCAGUGGGGGUUUGAGCUACGCACCCUACCUGACUCCCAUGUCCCACAGCAUGGGCCUGGUGCCCACAGACAUCCUGCCCAACAGCCAAGUCAUCGUCCCCGGCAGCCCGCCCGUCUCCGGCGGCUCCUCCUCAAACCAGAAACUGCUGCGCACCGACAAGCUGGAGGUGUGCCGUGAGUUCCAGAGGGGCAACUGCGCCCGUGGCGAAACCGACUGCCGCUUCGCUCACCCGAGCGACAGCCCCAUGAUCGACACCAGCGACAACACGGUCACCGUCUGCAUGGACUACAUCAAGAGCCGCUGCUCUCGCGAGAAGUGCAAGUACUUCCACCCCCCGGCCCACCUGCAGGCCAAGAUAAAGGCCGCCCAACACCAGGCCAACCAGACGGCUGUGGCCGCGCAAGCCGCAGCCACAGCUGCAGCCAUGACUCAGUCGACUGCCAAAGCAAUGAAGCGACCCCUCGAGGCAACUGUAGACCUGGCGUUCCCGCACGGCGUCCUCCAGCCCCUACCAAAGAGACCAACACUCGAGAAGAGCAACGGAGCCAACUCCCUGUUCAACCCCAGUGUUUUGCACUACCAGCAGGCGCUGGCCAACGCACAGCUCCAGCAGCCUGCUUUCUUUCCCACUGGGUCAGUCUUGUGCAUGACUCCUGGUAGCAGUCUUGUUCCAAUGAUGUACAGUGCUACGCCUGCUACUGUCUCUGCAGCAACAACUCCUGCCACAAGUGUCCCCUACGCAGCAACAGCACCAGCCAAUCAGAUUAUCCUGAAAUAAGCCUCAGGAUGGGAACGGAGUGUCACAAAGCUGCACUAGGAAACCCAAAACAGCCCCAGUGUAAAUACUAUCUGACCUCUCCCAUAGAGGUCCAGCAACCUGCAUGCUAAGAGUGUAACACUUCAAUUUAACCAUACGAACUGCAGUGCCGGUGAAACACACACACACAGAAAAAAGAUAUAUACUGUAUGUAUUGCUAGAAAGAAAAAAAACUAUUAACAUGAAAAAGUCAAAAAUAUUCUUAUGUAUUAUAGCAGACACACUAUACAGGUCAUUUUAACAAAUGUUCUCCCAAAGUACCGUCGACCCCCCCCACUCUCUUUCAUAUUUAUUCUAAAAACCUCUGCACAACAACAUCAUCCCCCCCUUUGGUUAGUAAAAGAAUCAAGAUGCUUGAUUUGCACUGGACGAGAGACGUGGUGCACGCCGUGGACGUGGGCAAACAGGAAGAGUCACAGGAAACCCGUGCACAGCCACACCGACGCACUCAGCGAGGGUUUAUUUUAAAAGUCUUGCGGUCUUUGCUUUUUUUUCUCACCAUGAAGAUGAAUGUCCCUGGGGGCAGACAGGCUCGUGUUUCCUCCACAUGUGACUGUCCCCUGCGAGGGUCCAUCCGCGGCCCUCACACGCCCCCCCCCCCCCCCCCCCCCCCCCGAUGCUGUUACGAUGCCAUGAUGAAGCUCGUCCUCCACGCCUUGCCCCUCCCCUUUCGCCAACUUCUCAUCCCAGGAAACCAUCUUGCCAAAGUCGCGGCUUGGGAGAAGUCGGAUGGAAUCACAGCCGCCAGAAAAAGCCACACUCUCGAGCACCCAGACAAAUCCUUCUCUUUUUGUUUUCUGUUGCCAUUGCGAGAAGCUGCUCGGAACUCACCCUUUAUUUGUUUCCACGCUGGGUUCGGCCCUCUGUCGAGGACGAGCGGUGGGGUAGAUUGUGCACGGAAUUUUUUUGCAUGCAGUCAGGAACAGGGGAAGACAGUGCCCAGUGUUGACAGAAGAUAGUCGUGGCCAUUACUGAAAAGCCUAAAGGCUCGGGUCUGUGCCAAGGGCUUAACAAAGCUUGACGGUUCGUCCCAGACAUACCAAGCCUUGUGUGUGUGAGUGUGCGUGUGUGUGUGUAUGUGUGUUUCGUAUCUGGAGACUGAGGGUCUGCCGGCAGACUGGGACUUGAGGCGAGGUCUAGCAGGUGACGACAACACCAGGCCUGGUAGGAGAGUCUUUUCGAGGGUCGGGUUAAGGAUUUAAGUGCUAAGACUAAACAAAAAAAACUGUGCAUUUGACGAUGCUCGUCAAGAGAAAAACAAAAGAAAAACAGACAAAAAAAAAGAUGACUUGAACUUCGACUGGAGGGCUAUCUGUGACCGUCGGUUGUCCUGUCCAACCCUACUAUCACCGAUAAUCCUGUUCCAUUUUAGAAAAACUCGUAGAAGUGCCUAAAAAAUGCUCAUCGACUCAACAACACGUGCAUCCGGAGUGUAUCACUAAAAGUCACAGACGCAAAACACACACCGGGCCGUCAGAACGUGGACCUUUAUUUGAUUUCCCCCCGGGGGAAAUUACAUCACACUUCUUUCCGUUCCCGGAGGCGGUCUCAUCACAAGUGACUUUAUGGAAAAACUAAAAAAAAGAAGUUGAAGAAACGACAAAUCAAAACAUAGCUUUGUAGAAUGUUUGGUGACUUUCAUGGUGUACCAUUGUUUCCCACCAUGGUUUGAGUAGUUUACAUGAGGAACGUGAGUGAGAAAAAAAAAACAUGAAUUGUAAAACUGUGUAAUGUAUGUAAGGUGUCUCUUUCUUUGAGAGUUUAUAUUCAUAGUUUUAGAAAUAUAUUCAAAGUUAUUUAAAAUUUUGUGUUGUGUCUCCUAUCGAGGUAUGUUUCGACCCCCCUCCCACCCACCCCCCCCCCCCCCCACCACCUCCACCUUCCAGAACAAUCAUGUUUAGAUCAUAAAGCGUUGUUUUAUUAUUUUACACCUUCUUUAGCCUGUUUUAACUCAUUUUACAAAAUUGUUAUUAUUUUUUCACACAAGAGAAUAGGAUGUAAUUUCAUGGUGCUUGAUCAACAUUGACAAUCCAUAAUCAGACCUUUUUCUCGGAAACGUCUCACUCGAGUUUCCGCGUGUUUUCACCUCCACUCGUCUCCAUGUGAGUUUUUAGUUUCUGUUUUUCGAUUUGUGUGUAAUAUCCGUGGCAGGUGGUGAAAGCUUCUAUUCUGUUGUGAUUUAUCUUGUGUUACUCUUGGUCAAAUUUUAGUUGAGAAAACAAAAAAAAGGAAAUGUUGUAAACUAUUCUAUUUUGAAAUGAAUGUAAUUUAUUGAGCUGUGCUACGUCACUGCACGGUUGGUCAUUUCAAGGUCUAACCUGCCAGGUCAGCGAAUGAGAAGUCGGGGGGGGGGGCGGGGCGGCGUAUGAAAAAGUCCACCCGUCAAUAGAAAGCUACUGGAUCUCUCUUGCCUUCUCAUUGAUAAAAAAAAAACUAAAAAAAUCACGGUGUCGCAGUAAUGAGCAUAGUUAUAGACUCGUCUGUGUUGUUGGGGGGAAAAAAUGUUUAUUGUAUAGAUGACAUUUUACCAAAAAAAUAAGAGAAUAAAAUUUCAAAAAAGAUGUACUUUUCACUCUAGUAUAAUAGUAUUUCAUAACAAUAUUAAGUUGUUGCUGUGGCAACCAAAUGUUGCAAUUACUAAAGUUCUGUAUUUUUGUAAAUGACAUUGUUGAGUUGAUUUUUCUUUGUUUCUUCUUCUUCUUUUCUUUUUUUUAUUUCUUUUUUUUGCUAGAACACUGUACACACGGUAGAUUGUAAAGAAGAUACGAACAUUUCUUAUUCUUCACUGAGAUUACGACAACGACCUAAUAUUUUCAUUAGCAAAUAACAGCCUCUGUAGUGCUGUGACCGUAACACUUAAAUAGAUUCAAAGUCAUCAAUGUUACAUAGAUUAUAUAUAUAAAUACAUAUAUAUAUAUAAGAAUUAAAUAAUCUAUAAAUUAAGAAGUUGAGAUGUACAGCUCCUCCCCUGACAAAGGACCGUGAGGUUCCACUCUGAGACAUUUUAUUCGAGGCGUAUGUAUCACUAGAGUUAAGGAUUGCACUUUUCAUAAUGUUUUAAAGAUGUGAUCUGUUUUUUGUUGUUUUUUUGUUUCCUCUGCUAUUACAACAAAUCUGUUUAUCAAUCAAAAGCAGAUAACACACGGUGAAUAACUUUAAUUCAACUUGUUGCAUGGGAAAACAACUUUUCUUUUCUUUUCUUACUAAAUGAUACUGAAUGUUACUAGUGAAAAAAACAAAAACAAAAAAACACGUCUGUACACAACACGUCCUCAUUUGGUUACCCACGAUGCCCCUGUGUAUGGAAUCCUCUUGAGAUGUGGUGUUUUUAGAAAUGUGUCGGCGCUGAUUGACUGAUGAUGGUUUUAAAACGAGAAAAAAAAUAAACGAAGAAAGAGAACAUGUAAGCACUUUCUGAGCAGUUGGCCAACUGAGCAGACUCAGCUUAUCCAAACACUUUGCCUUAUCUUGAGUCCAUCUUGCUUAAAGGUUUUUCUGUUUUUAAAAAGCUCUUAACUGGAAUUUAUUCAAAGAGACGUGAGCGGGUCUCUCUCCCCAAAUCCCUCCUCGAUUUCAUUUCACACAUUUAUAUCGAAAAAAAGUUUUAAGUUGGCCAAAAGACGGCGACUGCAACAGAGUGAACAGUCUCCUGAUCGUCACCUCCGGUCUCCCCAAAAAACCUGUAGUGGCAUCUUUUUAUUUUUGUCCCAUUGCCUUACAAUGGAGCAGUUUGGAUUUGUAACUCACAGCUUUAGCCAGCAGAGGGCACUACAGUUGGGACUGCAGGUGACGUGGGGCGACUGCCUGUGCCAUCGUUGUUGCAGCGUAGCCAAGAUAAAUUGACCCUCAUCGGAUUUAUAGUUUCUAUGUAAUAAUUUCUUAAUGUAUUCUUUUGCAUAUAUUUUGUGCUAUUUUAUGUUUCUAUAGUCCAAUGUUCCUUUGGUUCCAGCGAGAUAGUGUAAAAUCUAUUGGAAGACAGAAAUAAAGAAAAUCAAAGGAU